AUUUAUACACUCCCCACUUCCUCUCAUUUUCCGAGAAACCGCGAGAAAAUGGAAGGGAAAGCUCUCCUCUUUUCCCUCUGUUUUCUCUUUCUAUCUCUUCCUUCUCUCUCUUCCCCUCCCAUUUUCCAAACCCUAAUUCCCAAUUCCCUCCCUUCAGCUCCAUCCCUUCCAUUCGAAUCUGAACUCGAAUCCGAAUCGCUAUCCGCCGAGGCGUCUCUCGCUCUUCAGCUCCACCACAUCGAUGCACUCUCCGCCAACAAGACGCCGGAGCAGCUCUUCCACCUCCGCCUCCACCGAGACUCCCGGCGCGUUGAAUCAAUCGCCGCCUUGACCCGCCGUGGAAAUGCGAGCCACGCGCCAAGCGCCGCUGGGUUUAGCAGCUCGGUGAUCUCCGGUCUCUCUCAGGGAAGCGGAGAGUACUUCACUCGCAUCGGCGUUGGGACUCCGGCGAGGUAUCUUUACAUGGUCCUCGAUACCGGCAGCGACAUCGUCUGGCUCCAAUGCGCUCCUUGUCGGAGAUGUUACUCUCAGUCCGACCCGAUUUUCGUCCCGGCAAAGUCCAAAACCUACGCCGGAAUAUCCUGUUCGUCGCCGCUUUGCCGUCGUCUGGAUUCUCCGGGAUGCAACACCCGUCGCCGGACUUGCCUCUACCAAGUCACCUAUGGUGAUGGGUCCUUCACCGUCGGCGAUCUAUCCACCGAAACUCUAACUUUCCGGCGGUCGCACGUGAACGGCGUGGCUAUCGGCUGUGGCCACGACAAUGAAGGUCUCUUCGUCGGCGCCGCCGGUUUGCUAGGACUUGGCCGGGGCCGGUUAUCGUUCCCCGCCCAAACCAGCCGCCGGUUCAACGGGAAAUUCUCGUACUGCUUGGUCGACCGGUCCGCGACCUCCAAACCGUCGUCCAUUGUGUUUGGCGACGCGUCUGUGUCACGCACUGCCAGGUUCACGCCGAUGCUGUUAAACCCGAAGCUCGAUACGUUCUACUACGUGGAGCUAUUGGGGAUCAGCGUGGGAGGGACGCGGGUCCCCGGCGUGUCGGCAUCUCUGUUCAAGCUUGCCCAAACCGGCAACGGCGGAGUCAUACUGGAUUCGGGCACGUCGGUUACCCGCUUGACCCGACCCGCCUACAUCGCCAUGAGGGACGCGUUCCGGGUCGGAGCCAAGAACCUGAAACGGGCAACAAGCUUCUCAUUGUUCGACACGUGUUUCGACCUCUCCGGUUUGACUGAGGUCAAGGUCCCUACGGUGGUUCUCCACUUCCGGGGAGCUGACGUGUCACUCCCGGCGACGAACUACUUGAUUCCGGUGGACACCAACGGCAAAUUCUGCUUCGCAUUCGCCGGAACAGCGAGCGGACUCUCCAUCAUCGGGAACAUCCAGCAACAGGGUUUCCGGGUCGUCUACGACUUGGUGGGUUCUCGGGUCGGGUUCGCUCCACGAGGAUGCGUGUGAGCUUGCCCCGGCCCGACCGUACGGAUGAUGUACCUCCCUUUAAAAAGAAUUUAACUUGUGUGUUUGUCGAAAUCUUGAGCGGUAGAUUUGCUAAGUUGUUGAUAUUUUGCAUCACGUGUUGUCGGUCCCAUCAUCUCCUAGAUUUUUCUACUGUUCGCCCUGAAAGAAAGUAGCCUUCAAU
Messenger RNA from Tarenaya hassleriana, 1633 nucleotides. RefSeq names its product aspartyl protease family protein 2-like. NCBI's taxonomy places the organism in Eukaryota, Viridiplantae, Streptophyta, Magnoliopsida, Brassicales, Cleomaceae. The coding region runs from base 49 to 1452 and encodes 467 amino acids. Gene Ontology annotation, biological process: proteolysis. Gene Ontology annotation, molecular function: aspartic-type endopeptidase activity. The transcript has a single exon. The record is from RefSeq and is a predicted model, not a curated record.